Molecule: messenger RNA, 12234 nt
Organism: Marmota monax (woodchuck)
Lineage: Eukaryota; Metazoa; Chordata; Mammalia; Rodentia; Sciuridae
Gene: Ttbk2
Product: tau tubulin kinase 2
Exons: 15
Coding region: 2119-5928 (1269 amino acids)
Biological process (GO): cilium assembly; signal transduction; peptidyl-serine phosphorylation
Cellular component (GO): cytoplasm; ciliary basal body; ciliary transition zone
Molecular function (GO): ATP binding; protein serine/threonine kinase activity
Source: RefSeq, a predicted model, not a curated record
UGAACCUAGUGCUUAUAUAUUUUUGUGAACAUCUUGGACUUUUUUACCAUGAUUUUUUCCAUUUGCAUAUAAGAUCUUUGAUGCUUUUGGGUUUUGUUUUGAGACAGGGUCUCACUGUGUUGCCCAGGCUUGUCUUGAACUCCUGAACUCAAGUAAUCCUCUUUCCUUACCCUCCCAGGUGGCUAGGAUUAUAGGCACAGCCACCAUGCUCAUAUUGCUUUGGAAUAUUGCUAGUUGUUUUUUAAAAAAUCGUUAUAGAAAUUUGCUUUCACUUCAGAGUAAAAACUCCCAAAGUGAAAAAUUAAUUGUUCUUUGAGAAGAAUUUGGAGUGUAAUUAAUGUCUCCUGAAGAAUGAGAGAUAGAAAGUAGCUGCCUGGCUCUUUUUGGUUAAGCUAUCAAGAUAGAACCUGGCCAUGUUUUGAGAGUCAAUUAUUUAUUUAACAGGGGAUUUGUGUUUUUAUUGCAAAUAAGAAUCAGGUGAUUUUUGUUGUUGUUGUUUUGCUUUUGGUACUGGGGAUUCAACCCCGGGGCACUUAACCACUGAGCCACAUCCCCAACCCUUUUUUUGUAUUUUAUUUAGAGACACUGUCUUACUGAGUUGCUUAGGGUCUUGCUAAGUUGCUGAAGCUGGCUUUAAACUCUCAAUCCUCUGCCUUAGCCUCCUGAGCCAUUGAAAAAUCAGUAUUUUUUUUAAUGUUUGAAUUAGAAUUUUUUUUGCCAUUGUGUCUAUUUUUACUCAAUGCUUUUUUAAAAAAAAUUUUUGGUUGUUGAUGGACCUUUAUUUUAUUUAUUUAUAUGUGGUGCUGAGAAUAGAACCCAGUGCCUCACACAAGCGCUCACUGCUGAGCUACAACUCCAGCCCCACCCAAAUGCUUUUUAUCAUGAAUAUUUUUAUAUUUGUCUUUUUUCUGCCAUUUUAAAUAAUUGCCUUUAAAAAAAAUGAGAUUGCAUUGUUCCCUUUUUGUUCUAGCUAUAUGAUCAUCUAAAUACUCUAUUUUGUUAAUAUUUGUCUGACAUUUUAGUUUUUCACUUGUGUUGUAUAUUGUGGAUUAAUCUUGUACAUUUCUGGUUUUUUUUCCCUCUUCCUGGUCCAUCAAGUGCCUCAGUUUCUAAAAUAUCUCAAAAUAACUUUAUCAACACUUUUCAAUGAAUGUUAUGGCAAAGAUAAGAAACUAGGAAAAAAUGAAAUACCAAGAGAAAAACGUGAGCCAUGUCUCUUGUGAAAUUUGAUUUUAAAAAAUAAUCUGGAAGCUAAAUUACAUAGUAACAUAGUAAACUAGAUUAAGACUUCAUCUGCUUGACAUCCGGAACGCUUGAAAAAUUUGAUGUGUCUAAGACAAAAGUCAACACUCUUUUAAACUUCCUUCGUUCUAUAAAUAAAUGUAUCAUUAGUCAGUCACCCAAGCUCAAAAAUCUUGGUUCCUUGUUUCUCCUGGUUCUACCUACACAAAACCUCUUUUUUCCAUUUCUACUGCUACCAGCUUAAAUCAGCCUCUCUGACCUUUGGAACAGUGAACUAUUGACAUUAACUGCAUCCAUCCAUUCACUAAAUACUUGCUAAUAAUCUACCGUGAAAUUUUGCUAGGGUUAGAGAUUCAGCAGUCAGCAAGACAGAAGUCUCUUCACUGCUGAAGUUUAUAGUAGAGUGGAAGUGGAAAUUUGUGACAAGGAAUCAUAAGUGUUCCAAGUAUUAUGAAGGAAAAUGUUGAUGUGAGCAUGUAACAGACAGACCCAAGAGACAGGGAGGUGGACUGAGGGAAGAACUUUAUCAGCCAGAGAUGAUUCUAUAUACUCUGUCAGACUGAUUCAGAGGUUGGUGAAUAUAUUAUAGCUAUAAUAAGUUAAUAAUUAAAAAUAAAUGGUUUUUAAACAAAUUAAUAAAAAUUAAACUUUCACAUAAUCCUAGAAAAAGCUUUAGAAGAAUUUUUUUUUUCAAAAUAUCUGAGCACUAAAUAAUUUUAAAGAGUCUACUUCUUCCUCUAAUAUGGAUUUCUACUUUGGGUUCUCCCAGGCUUCAAUUGCUUGAGUACUUAAUAGGAUUCCUUUUUUGUUUCAGAGUCUGUUUGAACCAUCUGAAGUUAGAAAUAGAUAUUAUCAAUAGCCAGAGUGUAUAUAGUUAUGAGAAAGAGAUGUUCCAGGUUAAAUGGAAACCAUCCUUGGGAGCUAGAUGCCUGUGUAGCUGUUCUACCACAUCAGUGUUUUGCAAUGAGUGGGGGAGGAGAGCAGCCGGAUAUCCUCAGUGUUGGAAUCCUAGUAAAAGAAAGAUGGAAAGUGUUGAGAAAAAUUGGGGGUGGGGGCUUUGGAGAAAUUUACGAUGCCUUGGACAUGCUCACCAGGGAAAAUGUUGCACUGAAAGUGGAAUCAGCUCAACAACCAAAACAAGUUCUGAAAAUGGAGGUUGCUGUUUUGAAAAAACUACAAGGGAAAGACCAUGUUUGUAGAUUUAUUGGCUGUGGGAGGAAUGACCGAUUCAACUAUGUGGUCAUGCAAUUACAGGGUCGGAAUCUGGCAGAUCUUCGCCGUAGCCAGUCCCGGGGCACAUUCACCAUUAGCACUACUCUUCGCCUGGGUAGGCAGAUUCUGGAGUCCAUUGAAAGUAUCCAUUCAGUGGGAUUCUUGCACCGAGACAUCAAACCGUCAAACUUCGCCAUGGGUCGUUUUCCUAGUACAUGUAGAAAGUGUUACAUGCUUGAUUUUGGCUUGGCUCGACAAUUUACCAAUUCCUGUGGUGACGUCAGACCACCUCGAACUGUGGCAGGCUUUCGAGGGACAGUUCGUUAUGCAUCAAUCAAUGCUCAUCGGAACAGGGAAAUGGGAAGACAUGAUGACCUUUGGUCCUUAUUCUACAUGUUGGUCGAGUUUGUGGUUGGUCAGCUGCCUUGGAGGAAAAUAAAAGACAAGGAGCAAGUAGGCUCUAUCAAAGAGAGGUAUGACCAUAGGCUCAUGUUGAAACAUCUCCCUCCAGAAUUCAGCCUCUUUCUGGACCAUAUCUCAUCUUUGGAUUAUUUUACAAAACCAGACUACCAGCUUCUUACAUCCGUGUUUGAAAAUAGCAUCAAGACCUUUGGAGUAAUUGAGAGUGACCCUUUUGACUGGGAGAAAUCUGGAACUGAUGGCUCCCUAACCACCACCACCACUUCUACCACCCCUCAGUUGCACACCCGACUGACUCCUGCUGCAAUUGGAAUUGCAAAUGCCACUCCCAUCCCAGGAGACUUGCUUCGAGAAAAUACGGAUGAGGUGUUUCCAGAUGAACAGCUUAGUGAUGGGGAGAAUGGCAUUCCUGUUGGUGUGUCACCAGAUAAGUUGCCUGGAUCUUUGGGACACCCUCGUCCCCAGGAAAAGGAUGUCUGGGAAGAGAUGGAUGCCAACAAAAAUAAGAUAAAACUUGGAAUUUGUAAGGCUGCUACUGAAGAGGAGAACAGCCAUGGUCAAGUCAAUGGUAUUCUCAAUGCUCCAAGUCUUGGUUCACCAAUUCGAGUCCGCUCAGAGAUUACUCAGCCAGAUAGGGAUGUUCCAUUGGUGCGAAAAUUACGUUCCAUCCACAGCUUUGAGCUGGAAAAACGUCUGACACUGGAACCAAAGCCAGAUACUGACAAGUUUCUCGAGGCCUGCUUGGAGAAAAUGCAGAAAGACUCAAAGGAAUCUGUUCUCCCUGCUCUGCUUCAUAAGCCUUGUGUCCCUGUUGUAUCCCGUACUGACCACGUCUGGCACUAUGAUGAAGAAUAUCUUCCAGAUGCCUCCAAACCUGCCUCUGCCAACACUCCUGAGCAGGCAGAUGGUGGUGGCAGCAAUGGAUUUAUAGCUGUUAACUUGAGUUCUUGCAAGCAGGAGGUCGAUUCCAAAGAAUGGGUGAUUGUAGACAAGGAACAAGACCUUCAGGAUUUCAGAACAAAUGAGGCUUUAGGACAUAAAACAACUGGAAGCCCUUCUGAUGAGGAGCCUGAAGUGCUUCAGGUCUUGGAGGAAUCACCUGAAGAUGAAAAGCUCCAAAUGGGCCCUUGGGCAGAAAACAAUCAUUUAAAGAAGGAAACCUCAGGUGUGGUCUUGGCGUUUUCUGCAGAGUGCCCUGCCACUGCUGUUUCAGAACAAUACACAGAUAGACUGGAACUCCCGGUUGGAGCUGCUAGUCAGUUUAUUGCAGCAACACCCACAAGUCCAAUGGAGGCACAAGCAGAAGGACCCCUUACAGCGAUUACAAUUCCUAGACCUUCUGUGGCAUCAACACAGUCAACUUCAGGAAGUUUUCACUAUGGUCAGCAGCCAGAGAAAAAAGAUCUUCAGCCCAUGGAGCCCUCUGUAGAACUUUAUUCUCCAAGGGAGAACUUCUCUGGCUUGGUUGUGACAGAGGGUGAACUUCCUAGUGGAGGAAGCAGAACAGAUUUGGGGCUUCAGAUAGAUCACAUUGGUCAAGACAUGUUACCUGAUAUUAGGGAGAGUGACAAAUCUCAAGACCUGGGACCAAAAGAUCUUCCUGACUAUAAUAGACUGGUUGUAAGAGAAUUUGAGAAUCUCCCUGGGGAAACUGAAGAGAAAAGCAUUCUUCUAGGGUCAGAUAAUGAAGAUGAAAAGUUAAGUAAAGGGCAGCAAUGUAUUGACAUAUCUCUUCCAGGAGAUUUGGUAACUGUGGAAAGGGAUCAUUCUGCUACUACUGAACCUCUUGAUGUGACAAAGACACAAACUUUUAGUGUGGUGCCAAAUCAUGACAAAAAUCAUGAGAUAAUGAAGCUUUUGGUAAUUGGCACUUCAGAAAUUUCUUCAAGAGUCAUUGAUCCACAUGUUGAAGGACAGAUAGGCCAGGUGGCACCAAUGCAAAAAAUUAUACUAUCUAAGAAUGAUGACAUUAAGAGUGAAGACUUGCCAGGUCAUCAGGGAGACCUCUCUACUUUUUUGCACCAAGAGGGUAAGAGAGAGAAAAUUGCCCCUAGAAAUGGAGAACUAUUUCAUUGUGUUUCAGAGAAUGAACAUGGUCCCCCAACUCGGAAGGAUAUGAUUAGGUCAUCCUUUGUAAGUAGACAUAGUCGAAUCCCUGUUUUAGCACAAGAGAUAGACUCAACUUUUGAAUCUUCCUCUCCAGUUUCUGCAAAAGAAAAGCUCCUCCAGAAGAAAGCUUAUCAGCCUGACCUAGUCAAACUCCUGGUGGAAAAAAGGCAAUUCAAGUCUUUCCUUGGUGACCUCUCAAGUGCCUCUGAUAAGCUGUUAGAGGAGAAACUAGCUGCUGUUCCUGUUCACUUUUCUGAGGAGGAAGUCUUCACUCCAUUUUCAAAACUGGCAGUAGAUUCUCACCUGAGUAAGUCAGCUGAAGACAGCUUUCUGUCACCCAUUAUUUCCCAGGCAAGAAAGAGUAAGAUUCCAAGGCCAGUUGCGUGGGUCAACGCAGAUCAAGUCAAUAGCUCAACUUCAUCCCAGUUCUUGCCUCGACCACCACCAGGAAAGCCACCUACAAGGCCUGGAGUAGAAGCCAGGCUACGAAGAUACAGAGUUCUAGGGAGUAGUAACUCAGACUCAGACCUCUUCUCCCGGCUGGCCCAAAUUCUUCAAAAUGGAUCUCAGAAACCCCGGAGCACUACUCAGUGCAAGACCCCAGGAUCUCCUCACAAUCCAAAAACACCACCCAAGAGUCCAGUUGUCCCUCGAAGGAGUCCCAGUGCCUCUCCUCGAAGCAGCUCCUUGCCUCGCACGUCUAGUUCCUCACCAUCUAGGGCUGGGAGGCCCCAUCAUGACCAGAGGAGUUCAUCCCCACACCUGGGGAGAAGCAAGUCACCUCCCAGCCACUCAGGAUCAUCCUCUUCCAGAAGGUCCUGCCAGCAGGAACAUUGCAAACCCAGCAAGAAUGGCCCAAAAGGAUCUGGCAGCCUCUACCACCACACAGCCAUCACUAAAACCCCUCCAGGGAAGAGUAAGCCAGCCAGUAAACUCAGCAGAUAGGAGCUGGGCUGCCUGUCUGGGAAAGGUGUGAGAUCUUCCUCCUAAACCUGAUGCAUGUGUGUCUCUGUACUGUCUAUUUAAAAAAUCAGUGUUGAUCUUUUGGAAAAGAAAGUAACAUGAUCAAUUAUUUAUAAGAAGACAUAAAUGUAUAAUAAGGAUUUACCUAAAGCAGGUAGCAAGCAGAUUGGGAACAAUGCCUUUUGCAUAGGAAGGGGCAUCCAGCAAAAUCCAAGGGGCAGAAACUCAUUAAAUGAGCUUUCACAACUUUUAGCUGACUUUGAAACAAGAGUUGAGGGUAGAAGAUAGAAAGGAAUUUUACUUUUAAGGAAUUUCAUUUAAUUUUUAAAACCUCUACUCAAAAAAUUAUAUAGCAAAAAUGUUUGAUAUUUUCAUUCAAAUCUUCUGAACCUUGAAAUCAUUGCUCACAUAUUAGAGUAUUUGUAUAUGUGUGUGUGUGUGUGUGUGUGUGUGUGUGUGUGUAUAUAUAUAUAUAAAGAAGCUUAUUGCCAGGGAGCCAGUACUCUUUAUAUUUGGCUUGUGUGUUUAUCUAGUGUAUUGAGAAUGUACCCCUUUGCUUCAUUCCUAGCACCCUUCCUGGAUUUCACAUCUUUUCAAGUCGGUGUUUCCCACUGAAUCCAAUCUGUCUUCUUUUAACAAUACAUUCUAAUAGGCAUUUAACAGCACAUGCUGAGAAUUUCACAAUUCCCAUUUUUUUUUUUUAGUGCACUAAUAAUAUUUUUCUUUGGAGCAACAGUUCUUUAACCCAGUACAUUUUUAUUAUGAAAAAUAACUGAGAAACUUAGGUAUAGGAAACAAAAAUCUGACUAAAGCUACUUACUUUACAAGCUUUAGUUUUUAGGGAUAGAGGGAAAGAGAGUGAGGUAACAUCUUUGAAGAUGGAAGAACCCCUUUCAAUCUGUUAAGUGUUCUGCUUGUGGAAGGAAAACUGAGUGAAGUUAGUAGGCUUCCUUAGGUCUUCUAGGUACCAGCUCUUUCUAAUAUCAACCUCCAAGAUGAUAUUAGGGAAGCACAAUGCUUUGGAAUGUGACUUUAUGCAUUUAGAAAGAAAAACAAAAACAUUUGGUGUGUUAUGGAGGCUUAUAAUCUUUAAAUUUUAUAUUUUAUACAUUUAGCUAAUAAGGAAUGAAUAUUUGGGGAAAUAAGAUUAGGCUAAGUAUUUUUCUUUCAUUGUUUUAUUACCUGCUUCUGUGUUUUUUAGUUCAAUAGUUGGGCUUCUUGGCCUGAUUCCCAUGUAAUCUCAAUUUAUGAAACUAAGGAGGAUCAUAUUUGUUCUUAUCUCCUCUGCUAAUAGGAAUCAAGCAAAAUUAAAGUAUACUAGACUUUUUAAUGGGCUCUUUUAUACUCUGUAGGUGUUUUGUGUUGAAAAGUACUUAUUAAGGUCAGGUAAUUUGUUCUGUUUGCUGUUGAAAUUUGCCUUCUAGCAAAUAUCUGUGAGUUUUCUCUUUGACCUUGUGUUUGCUGCCAAACCUAAUAGGUUGAAUUGGGAAAGAAACAAAAAAAUAAAUGUUAUCUCCUUACCAAGUGAACACAUUCUAAUGCUGCAUCAAAGUUGCCCUGAAGCUGCACUGAACCUGUCUUGUUCUCUUUAUCUGUGUUGAGCUUUUUAACAUUACAAACUCAAAACACUAUAUUGAGGCAUAUAAGGUCUCCCAUAAGAAAUGUAGCAUAGUAUGGAAUCUUAAUUUCUCUCCAGUUUCAAGCACUACAGAGGAAUGCAGUAGAUAAGACAAUUUGCUGUUUAUCUAAAGCAGCUGUAAUAUUGGAAGACUGAUCUUUCUGUAUUAUAUUGUAUAAUAGUUGCUAUAACACUACUUGCAUGUCUUCAUGGUAAAUUAUAUAAAUAUUUAUAAAUAUAUAGAGAGAUAUGCUUAUAAAAAGUCAUUCUUUCUCAUUCUCCAUUUGUAAUUUCAAGAUCACAGAUGGUGAAAUUUCUUUUGUAUUGUGUGCCUCAUGUACACUUGGGCCUUGUCUAACUUCAUUUUCUGAAAAUAUGUUCUUGGCAUGUGACACCUUAGAUUUUUCUUGCCUUCCCUGUGUGUAAUGCAAGGGUUGGUGGUCUUUAACAAGCCAAGAUAGCUUAUUUAAUUGUUUUUGAAAAAGAUUUUAAUAGGGGAAAAAUUACUGGGACAUGCUUGUAAUACUCAAAGAUUUGUUAUGUUAAUCACAUAGUUCUGUCCUUAUCAUUAGAGUAGAUAGACUGGGAUUAUAAUCAUGGGUCUGAUUAUAAUUUGAUUUUUAAAACAUUUCCAAAUACUUGCCAUCCUGCUUUCUUUUUUUCACAUUACUUUUUUGGGUGGGAGUGAGAAUGGGAUGGGGGAUAAUUAGGAAAUUAUCUUUUAUUCUAUUGAAUUAGCUAUAAAUUAUGCUCAAGGUAGACAAAUUUAAAUACUGACCCCUCUAGUCAGAAAUGUGUUAAUAGUACCCAUUGGAAAAGCUGAUGAGGGUACAACUCUGGUGUGUGGGUCUGUGUUAUUGUUGGCGUUUCUAUGCUGGCAGUCAAAAAUGAUGGUGAUGGCAACAUGAUAACAGUAUGUUUUUUUUUCUUGGUUCCUUCCAUUUUUCUACCAAUCUUUACACUGGGUUGCUUCUUUUUUUUCUAUGUGGCAUUAACAAUCUCAUCAAGAUUCAGAGAUAACAGCCUUAUUGGGUAAGAAUAUUUAACUUUGCAUGUAGAAGAGUUAACCAAAGAUGUUUCUGCUCUGAUACUUUCAAAAGAAAUAGACUAAUCUUAUGUUCUAAUAGAGAUUUACUUAACGGUUUUUAAAAGCCUUGUUUGUACUCUUAGAUGUUAGAUGUAUGUUAGGCUAAAAAUAGAAGUUGACAGCCCUGAGCAAGCACUUUUGGCACAAGAAUUUUUGUUUUUAUUUUAUUUUAAAGUAUUAUACAAAGAACAAUGUUUUUGUUUGGUUUUGGGGGUUUUUCCCCCUUUAUUUUUGGGUUUUUAAGUGGUGGCAUAUUUCAGAUUACAGUUAUAGAUCAUCCAAGUUAUUUUAUUUUAUUCCAAGUAAUUUUAAACCAGUUUGGAUAGUUUACUUAAGAUGAAUGUGGCCAUUAACUAAAAAGUCAAACCAAACUGUAUUAAAAGUAUUAUUGGGCAGAAGUUUGAAUUACCUUUUGAAAAUCAAGUACCUCCUGGUUUCUCCUAUCACAACAGAAUGGCUGGUUACCUAGCCACACUUUUGACCUUGCCUUCCCUUGUCUAGUCUCUGGGAUUACUUGGGUGGAACAGAAGAUAGGAAUAGCACCAGCCCAAUGCCUUCAGGUAGUAUUCUUUCUCAGUUAUGCUGCCAGAUCUCCAGGGUUUAUGAAUUAGUUAAAAUACUAAAAUCCCACCUAGUAAUAUUAUCAGCUUAAAGACAUUUAACUUUAAUGGAUAGUGAACAAAGAAGGAAAACUGGAUAUCAAAUUUAACAUUAUGACAUAAAUUAUAAGUCAACUUUGAAUAUUAGGCCUUCAGCAGGCAGACACUCUCAUUCUCAAUUCUGGUAUGCAAGCUGGCCUUGCUGACAGUGGCACAGAUACAUUUACUGCUUUUUAAGUUGCAUAUUUUGGAGUGGAUGUCUUUAAUAAUAGUUGCCAAGUUAAUCCAGUCCUAAAUAAGUAGCAAAAUGGUAAUUGAGACCCAAUAUUAUUUGCUUUAGCAUACUAAGCCACUGCUUACUGACUCAGUGUUCUAGAUGUGCAGUAUCUCUCGUCUGAUUCCUAGCUGCUAUGGGAACUUGAGGUUCUUUGGUAGACACCCGAGACUCCUUCCAGAUUACAGAUUCCUAAGCUAAUGUUUUAUAGUUGCAUCCGCUUUACAAGGGAAAAGUUGUACAUUGGUGCAUGUUUUACAAACCCAAACUCAGAUAGUUUAAACUAUAGUUUUUCUGUACCCAGUAGCUUUGAAUUAAAAACAGAUGCCUUUUUCCCAAAAGCAGACAGUUUUAUGUUCCUAACCUAACAUUAGGAAUUGGUGAAAGGAGAAACUGGAUCCAGAAUUCAGAAUUUUAGCAGCUUUGGAAAAAAAUGCAUCUUACUUUGGCUGUUUGAAAAUAUAUUUAUUUGUAGAUAAUCUAGAUUUAGUCUUGGAGAUCAAAAUUUUUCAUAUUUUAAGAACUUCUUUCAUUCCUUUAUAUCUUAUCAAAACAUGGUAUGUCUUAAAGAAUCUCUCUGUCAUGUCAUGUUCAUGUGUUUUGGAAUUGUUGGCAUUCACUCUUAAAAUCUUCCCAUUUCUGUUUUUGUACAUUUUACCACCCAUGUUUUUGGACUUUGCUUAUGGGGAGAGAUGGUUUAGCAUCUGUUAUUAAGAAGAUAGAAUGGUUGACAUCAACUGCACUGUUUAACUUUGUUGAGUUUGGUUCUACAGAUAGUAUAUUAGCAAAAUAGCUACUUGUCUAUGAUUUGACACAAAGUAUUAUAGGAUUAGGGCAUGUAAUUACUAUGGUUUUCCCUCUAUGUCAGUAUAUACCCCAAUUCAGUAACCACUGAUGCUGGUUUAGACUCUUAGAGAAGGAGUUCCAGUCCUCAGACCAUGUGGGAGAUGUAUAGUGCCUGGCAAACCAGGUGGUUGUCAGGACAUCCCGCUUCUCUGCCCUCACCAAAAACAAAACAAAAAACCCUUGAGUGUGUACUUUGUGGAUGUGUCAUAUUAUUGGAUAUUUUCUAUAUUUUGGCAAUUUCUUGCAGUCAUGAGAAAUUGCGGAGUCACUGGAGCCUUCAGAAUUUGUUGCCAGCAUUGCUAUAUAACAGGAGUUAUAUAGGGAGAAUUCCCAAGACAUUGGACAAGGAUUCCUAUCCACUUAGAGGAGAAUCUGGAUGCUGCACACCUUAAUCUUUAAGAAAUUCCCAGCUGGAUAUGGCUUAUCAAGACAUUUGGUUGUGAUUGUCUACUUCUACUUUAAAAAUAUGUAAGCUUGAUGUUUUAUUUAUUUUCCUUGAGCAAAUUUAGAUCAGAAAAUUAAUGUGAAAAGAUCAGGAUCACUUUAGGUUCCAUAUAAUCUCAAAAACACUAAAUAGCAACAAAGUAACAUUUUUUCAGUAACAAUUUGAAUAUUUCCUUAUACUUAGCAGGCAUGUAACAGAGGUGAAGCCCUUCCUUUCAUUGCCCUGUGUAACUUAACAGGUUACUGCCUCCUCUUUACUUGGAAGUAACAGUGUGGGCACAGUGUGUACACUGGUAAUGCUAACUAUGUGUUCCAGACUUGGGCCAAGGGUUCUGGGUUGAGAACAGGAUAUGUGAGGCCGACUUUGAGCCCCUGGCACUACAGAUUUGCUGAUGACAUACUUUUACACUAAAACAGUUAGGAAAUUUACCUCCUUUUAGUAGUUUAAUGUUGUUUCAUAUUUUGUAUGUAAAUGUUCACUCACCUAUUUAAAAACAUUGAGUAAAUCAAGUUUUUAUAUAGACUACCCUUCCCAUAUGAUGCUUUUUUCCUCUUAUAUAGUUUAAAUCUCUAAAAAAUUAAUUCAUAGCACUUCACUGGACUCUGUCUGGGUGUUCUUCAUUCACCUACAAGAGGUAACAAGGCAGCCAGAGCUUGGCUGUGAUUAUUUGUGGGGGUUUCCCAGAAAAGGGAAAGCUUUGAGACUUUCCAAAACAAUUUUCAACUAUGCACAACAUAGUGAAUUAGUUCGCUAAGGUAAAAUGCUUUGAGCCAGAUAAAGGAAUAUAGCACUGGGCCACUUAGGGAUUUGAAAUUGGGUGGACUGAGGAAAGAGAACAGGUCAGAUGACCCAGGCUUGAACUUCUUCACUUUUCCCUGAUGCAGUUCCUAAAGCUCCUCUGAUUUCCUUCCUAAAAUAGCACCUAUUUUAUUUGGCCAUUUAUUACAAGUUCCCAGCUUUUAGGAAAGGGGAGGGGGCAUCCAGUUUUGAAUUAGAUAUACAUCUUGAAAGUUAUGAGCUAUUGGCAGCUAUUAAAUCAGAUUUAACCACAAACCAGAAUUCUCUCGUUAAACAAGACCAGUGAGUUAAAAUAGAUGACAAAUAAUUCCACUUUCCUGUACCUCUCUUCUCUUCAUGGGAUCAGAGAUGAGAAAUAUCGCCAAAGGUACUGCAUAGUCCCAUUCCCCUCCAAGCAGCUCCCUUUAUGCGUUUUUGCUCAGGCAACCAAGGACAGAAUAUUGGCAGAAACAUGGAGUGCUUUUGUAUAGGCCAUCUGUACAUAAAAAAUGUAAUUUAUUUAAUUUUAUCAUUUGUAUCAUAUUAAAGCUUUGUACAGUGUUUUAAGUUCUGUUUUAAAAUUAUUUUGUAUUUUAUUUUUAUAAUCUAGUAAUAAAAUAUUCAUUCCGCAUGCAAACUCUA